Cotesia glomerata is the source of this 930-nucleotide messenger RNA. RefSeq names its product L-xylulose reductase. Gene Ontology annotation, biological process: xylulose metabolic process; glucose metabolic process. Lineage: Eukaryota; Metazoa; Arthropoda; Insecta; Hymenoptera; Braconidae. The record is from RefSeq and is a predicted model, not a curated record. The transcript is spliced from 4 exons. The coding region runs from base 68 to 802 and encodes 244 amino acids. Gene Ontology annotation, molecular function: carbonyl reductase (NADPH) activity; L-xylulose reductase (NADPH) activity.
UUUCUUUAUAGUUAUAUAAAUAGAGAAUAAAUAAAAUUAGCAGCAGUUCUUUGGUAAAUUCGCUGCAAUGAAUAUUUCAUUUAAGAGUAAACGUAUUUUAAUCACAGGUGCUGGACAAGGUAUCGGCAGAGAAUUAGCUCUGCGCUUGUCAAAGUUCAACGGAACAGUAAUCGCCUUGUCAAAAACAGCGUCCAACUUGGACUCUUUAAAAAAAGAAGAUCCAACAAUUGAGACAGUUGCGGUGGACCUCGCAGACUGGGAAGCGACAAGAAAUGCUGUGAAAAAGGUCUUACCAAUCGACAUGCUCGUCAAUAAUGCAGGAGUAGCUUGUCUUGCGCCAUUUUUGCAGCAAACAGAACAACACUUUGACCUGACGAUGACUAUUAACGUUAAAUCAAUGUUCAAUGUGUCUCAAGUGGUAGCAGAAGACUUGAUCAAGAGGAAAGCCUCUGGAAGUAUUGUUAAUGUUUCUUCUCAAGCGAGCCAUGCUGCUCUUAAAGAUCAUGCAGUUUAUUGCGCGUCUAAAGGAGCUGUUGAUAUGUUGACCAAAACAAUGGCUUUAGAAUUAGGCCCUCACAAUAUUCGUGUAAACGCAGUCAAUCCAACAGUAGUUUUGACAGCGAUGGGAAAAUUAGGAUGGGGAGAUCCAGAAAAAGCUCGCAGUAUGACAGAAAAAAUACCACUAGGACGUUUUGCCGAGGUUGACGAAGUUAUAGACCCAAUUGUUUACCUACUAAGUGAUCGCAGUUCAAUGAUUAACGGCGUUGCAUUGCCCAUCGACGGCGGAUUUCUCGCAACAUAAAACAAACAAUUAUCAACUAAGUACAUUAUUUUUUUUUCCUUUUUCAUAUUUUAAUUUUUUUUUUCAAUUUAUCAGAAUAUUAUUAUAAUAAUAAUAAAUAAUAAAUUUAAAAAAUAUUUCUCCCCAAU